CCAGGUAGAAAGGCGUGGUCUCCAGACUAAAGAUCGGGCUAUAGCUAGCUAGCUAGCUGCAUGAUGCCUGGAAGAGAGAGAGUUCCACUGUUGGCUAGAGUUGCUGGAAGCAGGGUCAUAGGCCCUCGGCCUGGGAAAGCAAUUGUCAGCUUCUGGCAGGGGAUUAUAGAGAUCAUUCUCAGAGCAAUAGCAACAGUGCUGUUGCUGAUUGUGCUGAUUCCUGCUGGUUUUGCGAUGGAAAGUAUGCGAAGCUACCCUUUCCGAGUCAUUAACCUCGAUCUCUCCCAGGCUGGUUGUGUGCUGGUGAUAGUGGUAGGGGUGGCCGGAGCAGCAGUGCAAGCGGCUCAGAUUAUACUGCGCUUUGUCAAUGUAGGUGCUAUCAACAUGACCUUCAGGACCUAUGGGAUCGUGGAUAUUGUUGUUGCUAGUAUAUUUUGCUUUCUACUGCUCGUGGGAGCCAUCAUUACUGGAUACUCUGCUAAUCUCAAUUCCUCUAACUCCGUCAUAUCAACACGUCUGGGAGCUACUGCUGGUGUGUGCUUCCCCCCGAUGAUAGCACUCGUCGUACAAGGUGUUUGGAUGCUUGUGUUUGUCAUCUUCAAAUGGAACAAGCAUGUAGUAACGUACACUAUAAAAAAAGCGGUGUUUGGCUAGACAACUGAAUCAUAUUUUUUUCUUUUUUAUUCUUAAAACACUAUCCAUUUAUUCAACAAUUCAGUGAA
Halichondria panicea is the source of this 722-nucleotide messenger RNA. RefSeq lists its product as uncharacterized. The transcript has 4 exons. NCBI's taxonomy places the organism in Eukaryota, Metazoa, Porifera, Demospongiae, Suberitida, Halichondriidae. The record is from RefSeq and is a predicted model, not a curated record. The coding region runs from base 61 to 654 and encodes 197 amino acids.